AUGGCUGCACCAAAGCUGGAAUCUUUCAGGCGGGGAAGUAUGUUCGACGGAUCAUCUUUCAGGCGAACUAGUAUGUUCGAUGGUUCGUUUAGACAAAGCUUAAGAGAUAGGCUUAUCCCACAACAGAGCAGAGGCUAUUCCUAUGUCGUUGACGUUGACAUUAACAACGAUAAAACUCCAGUCCGUUGCUGCUCCUACAGGUACUUCUACGACAAGAUCACUGCGUUUGUGGAGAAAUCACAGAAUGUGUUGGUUACGGCGUGGGAGAUGGGAACAUCUGACCCGAGGAAGAUCAUAUUCUCGGCAAAGAUGGGUUUGGCUCUGACAGUCAUCUCCAUUCUCAUUUUCUUUAAGCUCCCAGGAUCAGAGCUCAGCAACCACUAUCUCUGGGCCAUUCUCACAAUAGUUGUUGUCUUCGAGUUCAGUAUAGGAGCCACCUUUAGCAAAGGAUGUAACCGAGGACUAGGAACAUUGUCUGCAGGAGGAUUGGCGCUUGUCAUGGCUGAUUUAUCCGAUAAGACUGGAGGUUGGGCAGAGCUUUUCAAUGCUGUUAGCAUUUUCGUAGUAGCCUUUUUUGCAACUUAUGCAAAGCUAUAUCCAACGAUGAAGCCAUAUGAGUACGGAUUCCGGGUGUUCUUGCUGACCUAUUGCUACGUAACAGUGUCGGGAUACAGAACAGGGGAAUUCAUGGAAACAGCUGUUUCAAGAUUCCUUAUGAUAGCACUUGGUGGCAGCGUUGGCCUCAUUGUGAACACUUGCAUUUAUCCCAUAUGGGCUGGGGAUGAUCUCCAUAACUUGGUCGCCAAAAACUUUGUGAAUGUCGCAACUUCUUUGGAAGGUUGUGUGAAUGGAUAUCUCGAUUGCAUAGCAUAUGAUAGGGUCCCAUCGAGGAUUCUGGUCUAUGAAGCUGUAACGGACGAUCCAGUGUACAGUGGUUACAGAUCAGCCGUUCAAUCCACAAGCCAAGAAGACACUCUGAUGGGUUUUGCUACAUGGGAGCCACCACACGGUCCAUACAGAUCUUUUAGAUACCCAUGGGCGAUGUAUGUGAAAGUAGGUGGUGCAUUGAGGCAUUGUGCUUUCAUGGUUAUGGCAUUACAUGGCUGCAUUCUCUCUGAGAUUCAGGCUGAAGAGGAGAAAAGAAAAGUCUUUCGAAAUGAGCUUCAAAGGGUGGGAGUAGAAGGAGCAAAAGUACUUAGAUACAUUGGGGAAAAACUGAAGAAGAUGGAGAGACUAAACCCUAUUGAAGACAUUCUCCACGAGAUUCACCAAGCAGCCGAGGAACUACAGAGCAAAAUGGACAAGAAAUCGUACCUUCUUGUGAACGCCAAGAAUUGGGAAAUCGGGAAUCAGUCAAGGGAUUUGACUGAUGAGAACGAAAUCUCGAAUCUCGACGAGGAUCUAAGUCGGAUCCUGGCUCAUAAAUCGCAGAGUGAAGCAACGCUUCGUCCACCCACGAAUUGGGAUACUGGUAUAGGUAAGAACACGAAUCUGGCUCCGAUCCAUAGCUACCAAGCAAGGACGGUGAUACAGAAACAGCCGUCGUGGCCUAGUCGGGUCUCUUUGGCGCCGGGAAGUAUGUUACCGCCGCCACCGGAGGCGAUUAUGUACGAGAGCGCGAGUGCUCUGUCUCUAGCUACGUUCGUUUCGCUGCUUAUAGAAUUCGUCGCGAGGCUGGAGAAUCUGGUGAAUGCGUACGAUGAGCUGAGUGAAAAAGCCAAUUUCAAAGAACAUGUUGCUGAGUGA
Arabis nemorensis is the source of this 1746-nucleotide messenger RNA. The record is from the annotation of a GenBank genome assembly. NCBI's taxonomy places the organism in Eukaryota, Viridiplantae, Streptophyta, Magnoliopsida, Brassicales, Brassicaceae.